GCAGAUCCCUUUCCCUGCACUGUCUGCUCAUGAUAUGGUUUACCUUGUAUAUGGCUUAAAAAGUCCCAAACAGAAGCCAAAAAUCAUUGAAUACAGAGAUUACAAAAACAUCAACUACCAUGAGUUAUUCAAUGAGGGGAUGACAUUGAACUGGCAAACCAUUUACGCAACUAAUGAUGUUAAUUACAUGGUGAAUGAGUUGCAUAAUGGUGUAUCCUAUUUAUUCAAUAAGUAUAUUCCACUUGUGCAGCGCAGAGUGACAAGGGAUCCUGCUCCAUGGAUUUCAAGAGAAAUACGUCGGAUGAUGGCCGAGCGCGAUCGGUGUAGUAGAGUUGCACGACGCACAAAGAGCUCUGUGGAUUUCAAUAGCUACAAGCGAAUGAGAAAUUUGUGCAAGCAGACCAUCAGAAACGCCAAAUCCAGAUAUUUCCAAAAUCUGAUCUCCUCUGCUGGUUCAUCUGCUUGUAAGUGGCGUAGACUGAGGUCUCACUGGACGAUCUCAACAACUUUUUUACUGACAUACCUGUUGGCUUGGAUCGUGCCCAUGACUACAUCAACUCUUUGCCAGCUCAAGUAACUGGAGAGCCAUUCUACUUUUCAUGUGUCUCAGCAAGUGACGUUUUGGCCGCUAUACUGAAAAUAAAGAGCAAUGCUAUUGGGGCUGAUGAUCUACCAUUGAAAUUCAUAAAAAUUAUGCUUCCCCUGAUACUUCCCUUCAUCACCCACAUCAUAAAUACAUCUCUCAUGACUUCCGUUUUUCCUGAAAAUUGGAAGUCAUCUAUAGUCAUACCCUUAAACAAAACUCCCAACCCGUCCUCCCUUUCAGACUACAGACCCAUCAGCUUACUAUCUGUGCUCUCCAAAGUA
Molecule: messenger RNA, 867 nt
Organism: Nilaparvata lugens (brown planthopper)
Lineage: Eukaryota; Metazoa; Arthropoda; Insecta; Hemiptera; Delphacidae
Exons: 2
Coding region: 35-577 (180 amino acids)
Source: RefSeq, a predicted model, not a curated record